GCGGUGUAGGUCUUCAGUACAUAACUAGUCUACUGUACAGCACGGAGAGCUCUCCGAGCCUGGCAAUAACUGCGAAGAAGACCCAAGACGGAUGCACGUGACACUAUGCACGAGUGAAGCUUGGACACACUACAGGCCUCCUUGUGCUGUCUACGGUUUUUCUUCCCAGGUUGGGAUGAAAUCAAACCAUUCUCCUGAUCAUAUUCACGAUAUCUGAGUUCUUAUUUGUCGUUCAGAGCUUCAUUUCAGAAUUUAUCGCUGCAAAAUUCCAUGUUCACCGUGGUAUGCCGAUAUGCAUAACUUGGCCAGUUCAGUCUGUCCUGCUGCCAAUUUCUUCAAAUGACACUAGUCAGUGACCUCUCGUCCACAAUGUCCACAUAUCGAAGUCGAGUCUCUUGCCUGCAUGUAACAUGGCAAUGUUGUCAUUCCUUGUACUACAUUGUCCUGAUACGGCGUUGGUAAUCCAGUCUGUAGCCAUGGCAGGCCAAGCUAACUCACAGAGCUUAUGUCAAAGUAUUGCGGCUAUCAAUGACACUCGUUCAGUUCGUGAGGGUUUUGUCCACCCUGAGCUGUCUGAAGUAUGGUGCUUCGAUUUGAGUGAUCUCAUGGACUGAGUGAAGGAUAUAUAUGUGAUACGUUUUCAGGUUGGGUGCCACCGAUCAGAACAAUGCUUUUCAAAGUGAGGCCCAUAGUCAGAUUCAUGCACCGGUAUUGCCCAGCCAUGGCCACGACCAUGAAUGGUAUCUGCAGAUUGAUCUAACCAUCCAGAAUAGAAGACGAAGAUGAGUCUGUGCAGGGCAGUGCUUUCAGGAGAUGCGAAUGAAGUGAGAUCGGUGUUAUUUCAACAUGCGUUUGAUUUGAGUGAGAGGGUCGAGCUGUACAAUGGCGGGACGGCGCUGCACAUAGCUGUCAUCGAGAACCGGGUGGAGAUCCUGGAAUGCUUACUCGAUGAUCCUUCAGGUCUGAAGCUGAUCAACCUCGGGGAUGACUUCAGUCUCCGACCUUUGCACUAUGCAUGUAGUCUUUCACCUCCUCCACGGAGCCACUGUGCAUGUAGUCUUGCACCUUAUCCACGGAUCCAAGUCUUGAAAAGUCUGCUCCUUUGCGACGAAGUCGAUCUCGCUUGUCGGGCCUACAAUGCUGCUACUCCUCUCCAUGUGGCUGCCUACGCCGGGAACGAUGAGGCUGUGGAGCUACUCCUGGGCCAUCCUCGCUGGAUGCCAAGUUUCGUCGAGGCCAGAACGAACUUGGAGAAAUUCACCGCCCUGCACAUUGCUGCCAGCAAAGGGUUCGAGAAGAUUGUGCGACUCGUUUUGAAUUCUGAGAAAGCAGAAUUGAAGAAGAAGAAGAAGAAGAAACAAGUAGAAAUGAUCCAUGCGCAGAAAGACCGUCUAUGGCGAAGGCCGUUGCAUUACGCCGCGUGGGAGAAUCAGGUGAAAGUGGUGAAGGAGAUGCUCGAGAACUGGAAGUCAGUGGACGUGAAUGCUGUAGAUGUAGAUGGAUACACGGCACUCCAUCUGGCUGCCAAGCGUGGCUACGUCUCCAUAGUCCAGAUGAUGCUUGACCACCGAGGAUUGGAUCUCGAUGUCGUCACUAACUCUUCGCAGAUUGUACACGAAAGGAUGAAGCUGGUUGAGCAGAAAGAGGAUAUUAUGCGAUCGGCGCUGAGAUCGAAGGAUUCACAUUUUGCUGCUGAGAUCGAAGCAGCACUCCCAGAACUUGGGCUGCCAAAACUGGGGGACUCUGUUUUUAGGGACGAAGCUGGCAAAAUGAUGUCUUUGCAUUGCGCUGUGGAGCAGAGCCACGACGAAGUUGUUACCAAACUACUGUCCAGUAAGAAACUGAAACUGAUUUGUGGGGAUGCUGCUUUUAAUAUUUCGAUUGCGGUGAUCAUUCAGUACAGCCAGGAAAGAUCAGCAGCGGAUCGAGAUGCCACUCUGGAUGCUCUAGUUGUCAGCACGCAUCAGCGCAUUCUUAGGGGGCUCUUUGGCAAACUCCAUGAGCACAAGGAUACGAACUACAAAGUACCCAACCUGAAAAUUUGUCAAGACUUAGUCGGUUCAUCCAAUAUAGCCGAACUACCGGAAAUGUACGUUCUGGAUCUGCUGCUGGAUGAGGAUCUGAGAAGUACGCUUGUAACCACGUUCAAAGCGUCAACCAGAAGUCUUCGAGCUCCUUCCGGAGGAGUUACUUUGAUGCACAUGAUCACUUACACAGGGUACGAUCAGACUUCGUUGUUGAAAUGUGUGCUUGCUUUUCCUCAAAUGGAAGAACUCAUUAAUGCGGAUGACAAUGAUGGCCGAACGCCCCUGCAUUAUGCUAUACUGGCCGGGCAGAGUUCCAGCGUUCAGUUGCUGAUUGAUAUGCCGAAGCUGAGGUUGAACAAGGCAGAUAAAGAAGGACGAUCCCCUAUAGAAUUAGCUGUGAAAACAAGACACACAGACAUUCAGCAAAUGCUGCUGGAAAAGCCGGUUGUCAGAGAGUACGUCCAACAACUGUACAUGGAUCGGCAGAUGUAUGUGGAUGCCACGAAUGCCAUUCUCGUCGGGGCUGGUAUUAUCGCCAGUGUGACAUUUCCCGGCUGGCUGGAUCCUCCCUUAGAAGACUACGAAGAGAAUCGGCUACUUCCCACAGCUCGGUCGAUCUUGAGCCAUAAGAGCUUCAACAAAGUGACAGGCACGAAUCCUCAAGUGUUCGAGGUUUUCUGGAUCUGCAACAGCAUGUCGUUUUUCUUUGCCGUCGCUUGUGCACUCGGGGGAGCCGGAGCUCUCCUGCCCAGCUCUCACGCAUUUGUCCGCAAGCAAGUCAUAGCCCUGAGAAGAUCGGUCAUCAUGACAUCGGUCUUACUCACAUUCGCAAUUGUCUUCGUGCUGGGCGCAUUUGGAGCUGCAGGAUUUGCUACUCUACCUCCUGUCCUGCAUAUGCAGACUUCUACUCUGAUUUCAUGUGCAGUAGGAACGUGCCUUUGUCUCGCGGUUUUGAUUCUUUUCUUGAUCCGGCUCUACAAUUUAGUCGGAAACAGGAGUAUUGUGCAAAUGAGAAGGGUGCAAUGGCCUACUGCAAGCCAUAGGAACUGGCGUGAGUUGCUGACUAGUUUUCUCCCCGGUAAUAGCAGCCCUAGGUCGGACCUUCGGGCACCCUUGCUUCCAAGGGUGAGCCGUAGUGGUCGGUUUCUAUAAACUGCAAUCUUGUGAAAGACUUACAUAUGUAUUGCUUUCUCUUAGCUC
Molecule: messenger RNA, 3227 nt
Organism: Marchantia polymorpha subsp. ruderalis
Lineage: Eukaryota; Viridiplantae; Streptophyta; Marchantiopsida; Marchantiales; Marchantiaceae
Source: the annotation of a GenBank genome assembly